Geodia barretti is the source of this 493-nucleotide messenger RNA. The record is from the annotation of a GenBank genome assembly. NCBI's taxonomy places the organism in Eukaryota, Metazoa, Porifera, Demospongiae, Tetractinellida, Geodiidae.
CCAUGUAUUGCUGCGAAGUAUAUGGGCGCGCCGCAGUCGGGGCUUGGCGCUGGCACUGAGGACAUGAUUCGCAAGCUGAGCUUUCAUGCGUUCGCGUCAUACGAGGGACGGCGAGUGCGCGGAUCGGCAGGCCGCAGAAGAUCGACCGGCAGGAUAUGAUGGGCGGGGCGGUUGCUGCUACGACGGGCGGUGGAUGACGAUGAAUCACGAGGAGCGGCUUGCUGUUACGGAGAGCAGACGCAGGGUUAUCAUCGACGCGGUGAAGGGAAUCGAGGGCGUGAGCGCGGUGAUGCUGGAUAAUAUCAUCGGGGCAUCAGCCGUUCGGGUUGGAUUUGCGGGUGGAUGCGUCUGUGACCGGGAUGACGGCUGCGGAUGUUGUGGAGAAGCUGAAGGCGGGGGAUCCGCCGAUAUGGACGCGGGUGCGGGACUGGGAGGACUGCAUCACGAUCCAUACGUUUGGGCUGAGCGAGGGCGAGGAGUAUUGGUGGGGUGA